This is a messenger RNA of Thermothielavioides terrestris NRRL 8126, 3065 nucleotides long. RefSeq lists its product as uncharacterized. The coding region runs from base 615 to 3053 and encodes 812 amino acids. The record is from RefSeq and is a predicted model, not a curated record. Lineage: Eukaryota; Fungi; Ascomycota; Sordariomycetes; Sordariales; Chaetomiaceae. The transcript has 3 exons.
CGCGAUCGACUGCCGCCCACCGAAUCCCGGGCUCUAGUUCCUGUAUCGAAUCUUGCAAAGCCGCCUUGGGGAAGCGGUGGACACGCUCUUUUCAAAUACCUUACCGACAUCGAUCGAAACGACGCCUUCUCACUUUCGCUGACGACUUUCCCGCCUUGGUUCAGACGGGAGAGCUGGCCCCUUGAUUUGCAUCUGAUAGCGCGCAUGACACGGACAUGGAACAGAUCUGAAUGCCCAGCUUGUCGAGUGGGAGCAGGAUUUGACGGAUCGAUAGCCUCCCGGCCUCGAGCGCCGGCCGUGUCAGAGCGAUGUCGGCGCCGCCCAUUCGACAUGGCCCAACAACCCCGCUGCACGAACGAUCCGACUCGCAAAACAACAAGCCUGGCAUUCGCCUUGUCCCAUAUUCCCCGCCGCUCCUCGACCCCGAGAACCGGGCGCCAAGCCAGGCGUCAUCGCGCGAGAAUGCGGGCAGUGCUGCCAACUCUAGUAGUAGGCAUCCGAGCUGGAGGGAUGAGGUGACAGAGGGCCAUGCUGCGAGCCAGGGGUCCGCAUUGUCGUCUCCUCCGCCUUCGGGUUUCCCAUUGGCGAGGCCCCGGGAUGAGAGGGUUUCAGGCAUGAAACCUCUGCCCAGCCCCUCGGGCAAGGGCCCCGCUGGGCCAGCCGCACUGGCGCUGAGGUCACCGUCCGAUGUUUCGACUCAUAUCUCGGCCCCUAAUGCGUCGGAGCCACGGCGCUCCCGCGCUGACGACGCACCGUCGCCCGCGUCUCCCACACCCACGCGCCCACGGUCCCUGUCGCGGCGCCGCAACUUGCGUCUUGCCGUCCACUCCAAUGGGACCUUCUCACUUGUCCCCGAAGAGCCUCAGUCCGACGUUUCUGGCAGCCUCGCAUCGCCGCACCCGUCCUCCGUCUCCCGGACGCCGAGCGCACAGGAGCGUCCGUCGACCGACACGUGGACCGACCGCCGUGAUAGUACCCCGUUGACGGGCGCAAGUACGGUAGUCCUCGACCAGAGCCUUUCCGAGCUGCCGCGUUCCACGCCGUCGUCCCGCGCGUCUUCAUCCACGCAGUUAGCUGAGGAUCCUGGUACAUCCUCGUCGCCCUGGAACUACCGCUUCGUCGGUGGCCUGCGAAAAGUCCCCACGACACCCGACACCAAAGGGAAGCAACCGUUGUACAGCACGUCAACGUCCACGUCAACACCCGAGACCCAUCUUGGCCCGCUGCCGGAAGCGGCCGCUCCCGCCGACGACGAGGAAGAAAAAAAGUCUACCUGGACAGUGGUGCCGAAAGCAUCGUUCGCAUCCGUUGCUUCGAAUCAGACAGUCGAGACAGUCUCCGAGGCUACAAACUACAAGGUGUACGGCCCCGGGUCCGUCGCUCAGGAGUCCAGCGAUAGCCUCGUCUUCAACUCCGCGAGCUCCGCCAACUGGGAGGUCCUGGGCCAGUCGUCGCCCGCCUCGGCGUUUCCGAGUAGCCCGCCCACGGUCCUCCAAAGCGGCAGCGAGAACUACAUCUUGCAUGGUGCUCCGUCGGUAUCGCCAUCGUCGUCUCUCGUCACCGUUUCCCGAAAGCCCCAUCCGGCCUACUCCCAGGAGAGUCUGGUUGUUGCACCCCUGAGACCGGUCAAAAAGAAGUCGUACGAGAGAUUCGGGUACUACAAGCAGCGGUCACGCGAGACCCUCCGGUCGCGCACCGGGUCCGUCCAGUCUCUCAAGAGUCUGUCUUCCAUUAUCACCAAUCAAGACCCUGCCCAGGCGCUUUUGACAGCGACAGCGCCAGUAGUCCUGAGUCUCGGCCAGUCAUCGGCCCAACGUUUCCCAUGGUCGGCUCCGCAGAGGCCAGGAUCCAAUUCCUCCAAUCCGCAAGGCGCCAUCACCCCUCGGCCGUUGGCUCCGAUGCUGCAGUCACAGCCUCACCAAUGGAGCUCCCAGCUGUCCACGGUCAUGUCCGAGAGCGAGGGCGGCAGCGAUCCAGCUCGCUCCGUGUCGCCCUUGUCAGACACCAGCGGGCACCACCGUCGCCGCAGCAGUACUGGCUGGGUGAGCUCCAUGCACAGCCGCCAAAUGGCGAGCAUAUCCUCCUCCAUCGCCGGACAACUGGAGGAGGCCGCAGCGGCCUCAGCUAGCGACUCGCUCGACAGACCACGGCCGAGCCAUAGCAGAGCCGGUGCUUCGCAGAUCCGGAUGGUGCGGGAUCAAGACGAGCACGGGGACGGGCUGGCGGAUCUGGAGCACAGGCCGUCAAAGACGGGCCUGUCCGCCCUCUUCGCCAAUGGCUCGAGCCGCAAUCUCCAUUCCAGCCAGAGUUCUCGUGCCAACAGUUUCACCUCGUCGAUCCCUGCUUGGGCUAGAGUGUACUAUGGCUCAGGCGAACGACGAUUUCUCGGCCGCCGGCCGUCUUUCCUGACUGUCUCCGAUGCCGGUGACAGUAGGCCGGCCAGCUCCGGCUUACCGGGCAGCGAGUCGCCGAAUAGCGAGAAUUUCCCUCAGACUAUCUUCAGCCCGCGGAAGCGACCGAGAGAAGUCCAACCGACUGCCGGCCAGCGCGCUGCACCGGACCAAGCCUCCAUGGAGAUCGCUCCCGCCCCGCAGCCCCAGGAUCUUCGCGUCUCCAGGACAGUGAAGCAAAAGACAUCGAGCAUCUGGUCGCCACAUCUCCAGACCGAUCGACGGGCAACUCGGUACAGCAUGUGGGAUCCGCCGAGUGUGACCUGGUCAGCCGACAGCGGCAUCCUGGGCAAGAGGAAUGCGCAGGUUGUGCUGUUUAUUGUUGGCUUUGUCCUUCCUCUAGCGUGGAUGGUUGCUGCUUUGCUUCCACUGCCCCCAAGACCCAAGCCCGAGAUGAUGGAGGCAGACAACAGCCGGAGCCAGUUCGGACCAGCUCACCAUGCCUUCAGAUAUGGGCAGUACCUCCUUGACGAGACGAGAUAUGAGAGCGCUAGGUGGUGGCGCAACCUUAAUCGGGUCAUGUCCAUCGUCGGCCUGCUCAUCAUUGGCGCCGUCGUCGCGCUGGCGGUCGUGGGCGUCAAGCAGCGGUGGGGGCAGCACUGAUACUGUUGAUCG